This is a messenger RNA of Symbiodinium natans, 1830 nucleotides long. Lineage: Eukaryota; Dinophyceae; Suessiales; Symbiodiniaceae. The record is from the annotation of a GenBank genome assembly.
AUGGCCGCCAACCGUGACGAGGAGAUAGCUGGGCUGCGCUUGCUUCGUGAUUCGUUGUACACAGUGGAGUACGCAUUGUGGUGCUACGUCAAGCGGCUAAAGGUUCUGCGGGACAGCAUGCUAGUGAUCGACCUGUUCAUCCUCAUAUGUGGCUUUGCCGAGCUCAUCAUGUCAACAGACGGCGGCAACAUUGUAUUGGAGAACUUCAGCCUGCUCCGGAUCCUCCGAAUUGCUCGGAUCAUGCGCCUGCUGAAACUUUUCCGACGGUUCAGCUACUUGAAGGAGCUCCGCAAGUUGCUGUCCAUGGCCACAUCCUGCAUGCGGACGCUGUGCUGGUCCUUCCUCUUCUGCUUCAUGGUCAUGACCAUUUGGGCGAUGCUCAUGGUGGAUCUCGUGCAACCGCUGAUCUUGGAGCUGGGGAAGGCUGGCGAGUUCAACGACUGCGAGCAAUGCCUGCGCGCGGCAGCAUCAGUGAUGAAUGCGAACCUUCUGCUGUUCAAGACAGUUAUCGCUGGCGACGGCUGGGGCAAAAUCGCCGUUCCGGUGAUUGAGGCCUAUCCUGCCACUGCUGUCAUCUUCGUGGGCUCGUUGCUCACGCUGGUCUUUGGGGUACUGAAUCUCAUCGUCGCUGUCGUGGUGGACACCUUUGCCGAGGCAAGAGAGAAGGACGUCAUGAACCGGGCGGAGGAGAUGGAAACUGACAUUGAAAUGGACAAGAAGUUUCUGCAGAAGAUCUUCGACCGCGUUGAUGAGGAUGGAAGCGGGGAGCUCACGCUAAGUGAGCUUAUCGAGGGAGCUCGAAAGGACGCGGAGUUUCAGAGCCGCCUCCGUGUUAUGGAUAUCGAUGAGGCUGACCUGCAGCAGCUUUUUCAGAUGAUCGACAUCGACGAUUCUGGGACGGUGGAGAGAGACGAGUUCAUACAGCCACUGAGCCGAUGGGUACACGACUCCAAAACCGCCCCUCGCUUCAUCAAGUACAAUCUGAUGCGAUCCCUCCAUGAGCAGGAAAAGUUGAAGAAGCUCACAGAGGUCAGAUUUGAGCAGAUGAACUCACACAUCCAAAGGAUUGCGUUAAGCCUGGGCGUCCGCCUCGAGCGUCCAUCCACCAGGUCAGAAAGAAGGGGCAGCCAUCAGAAGACGUCCAUUCGGCGGUCGUCCAGUGGCUGUGCAAGGCAGAACCAAGCUGCGGAUGCCCUGCCGGGCGAUGACCAGUCUACGCUCCCCUCGCCCACGGAAGCAAACUCGCAAUACGAUGAAGGUUCUUCGAGUAUGCCAGUCCAGUCGGCGCACCAGGAGCCCUCGAUGCUGACGCAGUCCACGCAGGAUCUGGAGCAGGUGGGCAACACUCUGGACUUCUCGAACUUCAAGGACCUGUACUUCAAGAACCGGCGAUCCAAGCAAGAGGACAGCCAUCAGCUUUUGGAGGCAGUGGGCCCGGAGCUGCCGGAACCCUCCGGCUUGCCGGCCGAGGGUUUGGGAGACGAAAACCUGGAUGGCGUUCUCAACUCCACAUUGCAGGCCGCCGAAGAGCUUGUGGCCGAGGCGGCUUCUGCAGCCCUGGCCAGGGCCGGCUACACCUUGCACUUGCGGCUGAAGGCGAUGCUGAGAAACGGUUCAGUGGACGAGACCCAAGAGGAUGAGGACGACGGCGGCUCGGCGUUGAGUCCGCGGUGCAUCGCUGGCCACAUGGGCCCAGAUCCGUCCCAGGGCCCAUUUAGGCCACGCGCGGAGCCCCACGCUGCCGAUAUGCCAUGCCAAGUGCCUCAGCAACCGCAACCCCCAGUACCCAGCCAAGGUGCGGCACGGCAUCGUUGGAUGGUAGCCGUUUGA